Symphalangus syndactylus (siamang) is the source of this 4407-nucleotide messenger RNA. RefSeq names its product relaxin family peptide/INSL5 receptor 4 (gene RXFP4). Gene Ontology annotation, cellular component: external side of plasma membrane; membrane. Gene Ontology annotation, biological process: immune response; calcium-mediated signaling; G protein-coupled receptor signaling pathway. The record is from RefSeq and is a predicted model, not a curated record. NCBI's taxonomy places the organism in Eukaryota, Metazoa, Chordata, Mammalia, Primates, Hylobatidae. Gene Ontology annotation, molecular function: C-C chemokine receptor activity; C-C chemokine binding.
UCGUGAGGCCAAGCGGUUCCGGUGAAAAUGUCGAUUCCGAUUGGACUCUCGAUGAUUUAAAGGCAUCUGGCGUUUCUGAGGCAGGUCCUUGGACUCUGAGAUGGAAGACGGCACUGGUGGCCGACUGAGUGCACUGCCUAUGAGUUAGAAAACAAACAGACAAGAAAAUGGCACUGGCAAAGUCUGGCUCUACAGGGUAAUAUGAAGGUAGGGGACAGCACGAGCAUUUUUGCUGAAUCUAGUUCCUCCUCAUCUCCCAGCAGUUGUGAGUGAAGAAUCAUCUCGAAAGGUGUUGUCACUGUCCCUCCGUCCACAUCCUGGCACUGUUUCCCUCAGGUUCGUGAUGUAGUGGAAAAGACUCCUAUUCCAGGAGUCAAGAGACUUUUAUCUCAAACCCUGACUCUACCAUCACCUCCCUGGUAGUCUUGGGCAAAUCACUGUCAUUCUACAUAAAAUAAGAAGUUGAACGAGAUGGUCUGAAAGAUCCCUUCCAUCUAAAAAAUUUAUUAUUUUCUAUGAAGAGCGUGACUAUAUUUGUUGUUUUUGUCUUCCAGCAUCAAGCACAGUGCCUGGCACACAGUAAAGGUUCAGGGAAUGCUGUGAUUAGUGAAUGAAUGAAUGAACGAAAUGCUAGACAAAUGAAGUUCUUAGACAAGGCCAGUUGGUGGCAUCACCUCUCUACAUAACCACAAGGGAGUGUUGCUAGUCUCAGACUAAGGGAAAGCCUUAGGACUAGAAAUGAUAAAAAGGUAAAGAAAUGAUUGGAGGACCAGAUGUUUGAAAUGAAUAGCAGAACCCUGGAAUUCUGGCCCACUUUUUCUUUAAGCCAAUAAAGAAAAUAAGUCCAAAGCAUUAAGCAGUUUUUGUUGCUGUUGUUGUUGUUUAUUUAUUUAUUUUGGGGGGGAGACGGAGUCUCACUCUGCCGCCCAGGCUGGAGUGCAGUGGCGUGAUCUCAGCUCACCAAAAUCUCCACCUCCCGGGUUCAAGUGAUUCUCCUGCCUCAGCCUCCCGAGUAGCUGUGAUUACAGGCGCUCACUACCAUGCCCCACUAAUUUUGUAUUUUUAGUAGAGACUGGCUUUCUCCAUGUUGGUCAGGCUGGUCUUGAACUCCUGACCUCAGGUGAUUCGCUCACCUCGGCCUCCCAAAGUGCUGGAAUUACAGGAGUGAGCCACCUCGUCCGGCCAAGCAGUUAUCUUAAUUGCCAGAUUAGCAAGGUGAUUCUGGGUGGGCAGAGGAGUAGACAUUGCCCCAAGAGACAGUGAUGACACAGUCACACAGGAGCAGCCACGAGGCCAGAAGGUAGCCUGUGGGGCUCACCUGACCUCGGGCUGGGCACUCCCCUUCUGCCACCCCCUUUAUACUCAUCCCUGGUUCGAAAGCCCCAACAUGUUGGCACCCAGCCUGGAUCACUCUCACCUCUGGGUUUUUCCUAUGUGUUCACAAAGCCCACUGCUGAUUUAUUGUCGCAAGGGGCCCCUCCCUUCCCCCAGCACUCCAAAGGAACCGAACAUCGAACGUUAUCUUAAUUAGCCGGCAGAGGGAAAGAAGGGGCUGAAUAUAUUGGAAUCCUUGAGAAAGCCUUACUCUUUUACCUACCCACCUCCUGCCUUCUCUUUGUCCCCAUCUCAGCUCCUUCUGCAGUAGGUAGAGAUGUAGGCAAUGAAAGGGGAGGGCCCAACGAAGCAUUUUUUUUUUCCAGUUAUGAUUGAGAUCAUGGGGAGACAGGAUGAGGUGUGGUGAGGGUGUAUCUCGAGAUCCUUAGCUCUGACAUGGGGUUUGCAGGAGAGAGUAGGGGGACCACUGAGCUCUGUCCACAGACUAGAGCAGGAAAGGGGGGAAGGGCGGCGAUAGAGGUUAGCAGGAAUAUUUAAUUAUCAGGAGCAGGAACAGAACUGAGGGCAUGCCCAGGUCCACGCAGGCCCUCAUAGGCCCAGUGUUCCCAGUGGGGAGGAAACAGGAAGCUGUGACUUCCUCUCUCUUUUACCUCCCUGCUCUUAGCCUCAAGGUCACUGCUGCUGAGAUGAAUUCCAACCUGUUUUAGUUGGCACUGCUCCCUGGGUAUGGUAAUAGCUUCUCAGUACCCUUCUGCCACAAACACCCCAAACUACUCCUUUGAAAUAAUAUUCAUACAAAUUGUGAUUUCACAUGUAUUCUCUCAUUUCAUCAUGCCACUCCUGUGAAGCAGACUUAUCUGAAAAUUUUAAGCAAGAAAACAGGCUUAGGGGAGUAAAGUAACUCUCCCAGUCACACGGCUAGUGAGUAGGUCUGGGACUCCGCAGCCUCUGCUCUUUCCUCUCUUAGACACCCAUGCUGAUUCCCUGCCUCUAUACCACCUCCCAGGCCCCUUCCUUUGGGCCCCAAGGGAACACUUUCUGCAGAGGAGGGAGGCAUCUGCACACUGUUAGGAACAGAGGCGGCUCUAGUUUGGUUCCUGUCGUCUCUGGGACAGGGAACCUCCAGCUCUCUCCCUGGGGUGGAGGCUUGGGGCUGCCCCCCAUAGUGAGGUAACCUUCCCUUCUACCCUCCCUUCUCCCCUCCCUCUCUGCCAUUUAGAGCCCCUCUUACAGGCGGGCACAUGCGCAUAUACCCUGGCAUUCAGGCUCUGCCUCGCCCUGCCCCACCCACCACCAAUCUUGACCAACAGGAAGGUGGUGGGUUGUCCUUUCCACACCCCUCCCUCUGAGGUAUGGGCGUGGGCCAGGGCUCACCAGAGGCCCCAGAGAAGCACUUAAUUCUAGAGCCUCCUUCCUAGAGCCUUCAGUGGCCUCUGCCAGUCUGGCAGACACUUGCAGACCUCCCUUCUCAGCACCACCAAUCUCUGAUGCCCUGCGAUGCCCACACUCAAUACUUCUGCCUCUCCACCCGCAUUCUUCUGGGCCAAUGCCUCCGGAGGCAGUGUGCUGAGUGCUGAUGAUGCUCCGAUGCCUGUCAAAUUCCUAGCCCUGAGGCUCAUGGUUGCCCUGGCCUAUGGGCUUGUGGGGGCCAUUGGCUUGCUGGGAAAUUUGGCGGUGCUGUGGGUACUGAGUAACUGUGCCCGGAGAGCCCCUGGCCCACCUUCAGACACCUUCGUCUUCAACCUGGCUCUGGCGGACCUGGGACUGGCACUCACUCUCCCCUUUUGGGCAGCCGAGUCGGCACUGGACUUUCACUGGCCCUUCGGAGGUGCCCUCUGCAAGAUGGUUCUGACGGCCACUGUCCUCAACGUCUAUGCCAGCAUCUUCCUCAUCACAGCGCUGAGCGUUGCUCGCUACUGGGUGGUGGCCAUGGCUGCGGGGCCAGGCACCCACCUCUCACUCUUCUGGGCCCGAAUAGCCACCCUGGCAGUGUGGGUGGCAGCUGCCCUGGUGACGGUGCCCACAGCUGUCUUCGGGGUGGAGGGUGAGGUGUGUGGUGUGCGCCUUUGCCUGCUGCGUUUCCCCAGCAGGUACUGGCUGGGGGCCUACCAGCUGCAGAGGGUGGUGCUGGCUUUCAUGGUGCCCUUAGGCGUCAUCACCACCAGUUACCUGCUGCUGCUGGCCUUCCUGCAGCGGCGGCAACGGCGGCGGCAGGACAGCAGGGUCGUGGCCCGCUCUGUCCGCAUCCUGGUGGCUUCCUUCUUCCUCUGCUGGUUUCCCAACCAUGUGGUCACUCUCUGGGGUGUCCUGGUGAAGUUUGACCUGGUGCCCUGGAACAGUACUUUCUAUACUAUCCAGACGUAUGUGUUCCCUGUCACUACUUGCUUGGCACACAGCAAUAGCUGCCUCAACCCUGUGCUGUACUGUCUCCUGAGGCGGGAGCCCCGGCAGGCUCUGGCAGAAACCUUCAGGGAUCUGCGGUCAAGGCUGUGGCCCCAGGGCGGAGGCUGGGUGCAACAGGUGGCCCUAAAGCAGGUAGGCAGGCGGUGGGUCACAAGCAACCCCCGGGAGAGCCGCCCUUCUACCCUGCUCACCAACCUGGACAGAGGGACACCCGGGUGAAGGGCGCAAGCUGAACACGCUCCUCUGAGAUCCACCAAGUGUAGGAUCCUCGAGUCCUGGGGAGAAGCUGCCCUCUCUGCCAGGCUGCAGCGCCCUCAGGGAAAAGUCUGAUCUUUGAUCCCCAACUCUGGGUGUGGUGAAUGGGGGAGGCGGGGGCCCAGAUCAGCGCUGGAUGUGACAAAGCUUAAGUCUUUAUUUGGAGAUGGGAAAGAAGAGGAUCUGAGAAUAAACCUCUGGAUUAUCCACAAAUUGUCUUGACCUUUUAUCCCAGUUCCACCUCCAGUUCAGUAUGGAACAAAAGGAUUCGUUGCUCCAUUUCUGCCUUCUGCAAGAAUACCUAGGAAAACUUCCCUAACGGUUCUAGACUAAUGAAUCAGAGGUCAGUGCCCAUCUCCCUCUAUACCCACCCCCCACCUCAAAACAGGGUAUCCCUUGUCUUUCUCCGGUAUC